This is a messenger RNA of Panthera uncia (snow leopard), 4550 nucleotides long. RefSeq names its product sprouty RTK signaling antagonist 1 (gene SPRY1). NCBI's taxonomy places the organism in Eukaryota, Metazoa, Chordata, Mammalia, Carnivora, Felidae. Gene Ontology annotation, biological process: negative regulation of Ras protein signal transduction; negative regulation of fibroblast growth factor receptor signaling pathway; negative regulation of MAP kinase activity. Gene Ontology annotation, cellular component: cytosol; membrane. The transcript has 2 exons. The record is from RefSeq and is a predicted model, not a curated record. The coding region runs from base 670 to 1629 and encodes 319 amino acids.
GGGAAAGGGCGUGUGUGUGCGCGCGCGCGCGGGCGCGCGUUUAGGGAGGCAAACCUCGGAAUUCGCGGGUAACCCCCUGGACGGAAUUAGUCUGCGCCAAAGCGAGCUUCGACUUUAUUCUUGUUUUGAGAGCGGUGGAACGGCGAGGGGAGGGGAGAGGGCGCUGCCACUUUAAAAAUGGGAAGUCCGCCCUCCUGAGGUAAUGGUAACCUCAGCCUCCUCCCCCUCCUCCUGCCCAAAGAGAGGGAGAGAGAGAAAACUUGUUUUCAUUCAUAACUUUUUCCUUUUCCUUCCUCUCCGUCAACUAUUUAUUCACCGCUUCUCCCAGCUCGGAUUGCAGAGGGCGCAGCUCCACCGUCGUAACUUGCAGUGUGGGGACGCUUCUCUGCUGCCCCUGCCCCCGGCUCAUUUCUUCCCGGCUCUUUAGGAAUCCGGCUUUUCCUUUAAAGUGUAGACAGAUCUUUAUUUCUGACUCUCCAUGCCUUGGGCUUGCUUUUGGCGCCUGCAUUAGCUCUCAAGGCUCUCCACGAUCUGUAAGAAAUCUUGGCGAGAUACGCAAAAAUGGGUCGGAAAUCCACGGUGAUCCUUAGGAUGUGAUGGGACUGUACGAAAAGGAUUUCAGAUGCAUGCCAGGUUUCCACUGAUUGCCAGAAUUCGAGAUCACUACACAUGGAUCCCCAAAAUCAGCAUGGCAGUGGCAGUUCAUUAGUUGUGAUCCAGCAGCCUACAUUGGAUAGCCGUCAGAGGUUAGACUAUGAGAGAGAAAUUCAGCCUGCUGCUAUUUUGUCUUUAGACCAGAUCAAGGCCAUCAGAGGCAGCAAUGAAUACACAGAAGGGCCAUCAGUGGUGAAAAGACCUGCUCCUCGAACAGCACCAAGACAAGAAAAGCAUGAAAGGACUCACGAAAUCAUACCAAUUAAUGUGAAUAACAACUAUGAACACAGACCUACAAGCCACCUGGGACAUGCAGGACUCUUAAAUAAUACCCGAGGCCCCAUUUUGAGCAGAUCGACCAGCACUGGAAGUGCAGCCAGUUCUGGGAGCAACAGCAGUGCCUCUUCAGAGCAGGGACUGUUAGGAAGGUCACCACCAACCAGACCAGUGCCUGGCCAUAGGUCUGAAAGGGCAAUCCGGACCCAGCCCAAGCAACUGAUUGUUGAUGACUUGAAGGGUUCCUUGAAAGAGGACCUGACACAGCACAAGUUUAUUUGUGAACAGUGUGGGAAGUGCAAGUGUGGAGAAUGCACAGCUCCCAGGACCCUGCCAUCCUGUUUGGCCUGCAAUCGUCAGUGCCUUUGCUCUGCCGAGAGUAUGGUGGAAUAUGGAACCUGCAUGUGCUUAGUCAAGGGCAUCUUCUACCACUGCUCCAAUGACGAUGAAGGGGAUUCUUAUUCGGAUAAUCCUUGCUCCUGUUCACAGUCACACUGCUGCUCUAGGUACCUGUGUAUGGGAGCCAUGUCUCUAUUUUUACCUUGCUUACUCUGUUAUCCUCCUGCUAAGGGAUGCCUGAAGCUUUGCAGGGGGUGUUAUGACUGGAUCCAUCGCCCAGGAUGCAGAUGUAAGAACUCCAACACUGUCUAUUGUAAGCUGGAGAGCUGCCCCUCCAGGGGUCAGGGUAAACCAUCAUGAUUUCUGGAAGUGCGUUGGACCUCCUGAACUUCUAGCUUUCAAGCUGUGGCUGUUAAAAAGAUUCUAUGACAUACUGGUUUUAUUUUCUCUACAAUUUUCCCACCUUUCUUCCCCUGUUCCUAAGGUUUGACUCAUGGAUCUUACUCUUCUCUAAUGGAUGAUCUUCAGUAAGAGUGGACUGUGAAACUGCACCUGGCUCCCACUUACGACAAGAUCCUCUGCCAUCCACGCAGGAGGGUAUUGAGAGCCAGUGGGCUUUUGUGUAGCCGUUUUGUUCUGCAAGCGACUUUUCAAAAAGUUGUUGUAUAAAUGAACAUACCCACACACAUACCCAGUCAAUCUGCAGUGAUUUAGAGCUGUUUUUGAUUGGGUACUCUGGGAGCAGGGAAACUGGUUUUUAAAGAAACAACAUUUUUAUUGCUUAAUUAAGCUAUGUGUUAAGUUUGUCUCCAGUUAGGGCUGUCUUCAUAGCAUUGGCCCCUUAAGAAGCAUGGGGGGAUAUAUUUUUGUUAUAACAUAAAAAUUUUCGUUUAACCACUGCCCUCUCCUUGCCCCUCAAAGUUCUUUCCCCUCAGUUUUUUUUUUUUUUUUUCUGGAGAUGCCAGGUAUUUUUCUUUUCCUAUGUAAUUUUAGAUUUGCUUUACAAUAUAAAUCUUCACAUUGGAGAUAAAUUGGUUGUUUCUUGCUCAUCUUUAUUCUAGCUUUCAUGUUUGUGAAGGACUCAACUACCUUCCUGCCACACCCCACACUUUUUACCAAAUUUCUCGUCAUUGAGGGCACUUGGAUAACUGAAGUUGAUAUUUACAGCUGAUCAAUCUAUAGGUGUCACAGAACUAUGCUGCCUAAAGUGAUCUUGGCCCUUUAAUGGUCCUUUUGGCCCUUUGGUUAGCUAACAGCUGGGUAAUUCUAAUUUUUUCUGUGUUUUCAUUGCCUUAACCACAAAUUGUGGUGCUUUUUUGUAUAUUUUAUGUAUAAAUCACAAAGUUGAAUUCUGACUAUUUUUAAGACAAAAGUCUGUUAAACUUUUUUAUUGUAAAGAAUAUUUAUUAUGCGAAUCUAUUAUUUUAUGAUAUUUAUUGCAAAAGACUGUUGAAAUGUACUCAUGUCUGAAUAUAACAAAAUAUCAAUACGUAACGGAAAGUAAGGUGACACGAAGAAAGUACCUAUGUUAACUAUAAUGCAGAAAAUAUAUUAAUUAAUGAAACCGUCUCUUGAUUUCUUCAUUUAUUAGCCUGUACUAUUAUGGUGAUUUUUGUCAUUUGCUUUGACUCUUUCUUCAUGCACACCCAUUUUAUCUCUUAGGUGAGCUCAGAUUUAGAUGUUUCCUGGGAAAUGCAUUAAUCAAAAUUUUGUGAUCCAAAUUCUCUUUCAACGGAUGCCCUAAUGAAUCACUUUAUAAAGUGAACUUUUUUUUGCAGUUAAUAUUAACAAUCACUCUCUACUUUGGCUAUUUUGUAAGCAAGAGGUUUUGUGUAUAUCAUAAUUUCUUGGAAAAUGGAACAUAUCUGUAAUUUAUGAAAAUGUUUUAUUUUCUUGGGUUAGUCAAAAAUUAAUCUUUAUCAGUAAAACUUAAAGAACUUGGUUCUGUAUGCAUGCUAGGAGUCUCUAGCUCUGUCACUUUAGUAAAACAUGCUAGAUGUUAGAGUGUACCAAGGGAAAUAGCUCACAUUAUCAAAGAGAGGCUUUAAAAACAUUCCUGUCCCUACCUUUUUAUUUUAAUAAGUGUUUAGUAUGGCCUGAUCAAAUGACAUUUUGUCAUGUUCUGUGGAAUAAGAUACCUCAGGGCCUGAAACUUUAUAUAGACAAAAUAAAUAUUUUUAUUUUUUGAUCUGCUGAAACCACUCAUAGCUAGAAUCUUUGAUCUGAUAAAAUUUCGUUUAUGUGAAUCUUCAAACUCAGUUUUACCCAACUCCCCAUGCCUAAGUGCUAUGUCAAACCUGAAUAAUUCUCUGCAUUUCAGAAUAAGAUGCUGACAAAAUUUGAACCUGUGAUUUAGGCUACCAAAACUCUUUCUUACCAGCUUUUUUGUUUUGGUCAUUAUCUUUUAGAUGAUUUGGCUACUUGUUUUAGUACUUCUUUGUAAACGAGCCUUGAUUUUGUUUUAAUUGGACAAGGCAUAAGUGAUAGAAACUUGUUUUAAUCCUUUCCCUCAAGCCAGUAAACCUAUUAGUUGGCAUUGUGACGUUUGAUAUAAUCAAAAAUUUUCUCUAUGGUCUGAAAACAGGAGCAUUUUUAUAAAUGAAUAUUUGUUUUGGAGGCUACUUCGUAAUCUAUAGUAUUUCAAAAUGUGAAGUUAUUUUCUUUCAUACUCAAGUUAUGUAAUGUUAUCAGUGGUCCCUUAGUAUUGGGUUUUUGUUUAAGAUUGGCUCCUUAAUGAAGUAUAUAAACACAGACUCCCUCAAAAUACUGCAUAAUUUUUUUCUGUUAUUCAGACUCUUGGUAUAAUUAGGAUCUGGUGUAAGAGCUGUCUGUAGCUAUAAUACCCAGACUAAGAAGCUAUAGCUUGUAUUGAAAGAGGUUUAUAGUGUUAAUGAGAAUGCGGUAUGUUUUGGAUUUUUAACUUCUGGCUAUAUGCAGAAUACAUUAAAAUUAUAAUAUUAAGAUGGUGGUCUGCUGCUGCUAGGGCUUUAUGUGCACUCUUGCAUGAUUUGGAAGUAGCAGUAUGUUAGACUUUCAGACUUCUGACAGGCUUGUUAGAUGGCAAAGCAUAAACACUUUGCUUCAAAACUUCCUCCUUUGUGAAGGUUUACACCUAGAAGAAAAAAAUAUUAGGGUGUGUCCUUAUAAGUGCUUAUGAAUUCUAGGCUUUCCAACCUAAUACUGAUCAUCAUUUUAAAGUGCUAAGUCUUUGAAAGCACCAGCAAAGCUGAAAUUUUUUACAGUGCCCACUACUAUUUAUUUGAUACUUCUUUCUUUUUUAA